Adineta steineri is the source of this 1995-nucleotide messenger RNA. Lineage: Eukaryota; Metazoa; Rotifera; Eurotatoria; Adinetida; Adinetidae. The record is from the annotation of a GenBank genome assembly.
AUGGAGUGGGGUUUACGCCUUGCCUUGGUAUUGUUGGCUUCAUUGUGUAUUUUACUCGAUGGAAGCCAUUUUCGUGGUGGUAUCAUUUCAUGGCGUCCGUUAAAUAGUACAGUAACGGGUAAUUAUACAACAAUUCUAAUACAUCAAAGAUAUUUUUGGUGGAGAAAUUUUAGCAGUUUUCCUGUACCUUUAUGCACCGAAGCAAAUGUCAUUGCUGGAACACCUAUUACUGUGUCCGGUGCUAUUUUGAAGUGUAUGAAGAACUGCGCAAGUUCUAACUUUCCUACAGCUGGAAUUCCAGCCAAUAUGAUAACUUCAGAUUGUGAUUCAAACCUGCUCAUUGAGUCAUGGGGUGGUGAACUCUACAGUAAUCUGUCAUUACAUUUGACAACAGACAUUACAAUUGGCUUUAACUCAAGUGCAUGGUUGGGUGCACUUUAUCAUGGUGGUGGUCUUGGUUGGUCGAUUGUCAAUCGACUGAAGCUAACUCCGAGACCUGAUGGUUAUAUCAAUUCCAGUCCUGUUACAACUACAUUACCAUGUAUACUGUAUCAAAGAAAUGUAGCAGUAGUUCAUGUUGUACAGAUGUCAGAUAAUGAUGCUAGUGAUAUAUUGCAAUGCCGUUGGUCCAAUUCGAAUCAAACAUAUAACUACGAUCAAGUUGAUGAAUGUGGCGGUGUCUGUGGUGGAAUGCCCCCUUCAACUGGACUCACCGGAGCCAAUUGUACGUUGACAUUCACUCUACCAAAUGCGAAUAUCUAUUAUGCUGUUGCAUUGCAAAUCGAAGAUUAUUAUGAUACUAGCUCUCCGAGUCCAAUGAGUUCAGUUCCAAUACAAUUCUUAUUCUAUGCAUACAAUCCUGGAGCUGGUGCAUGCACAUAUGUUCCUUCAAUUAUUGGUGUCCGUCCAAAUAGAGCUUGCAUUGGAGUUCCAGUCGGUGUUCAGCUCAAUGAAACCGUAGAGAUACAAACAUAUUGUCCUGGUCAAGCAAUUAUUGAUUUGGUCACUAGUUCACCUUAUGGAAUGCAACAUAGUAAAAUUAGCAAUCCAAGUACUGGUUUAUGGAUAAUGACAUUAACAUGGACACCCAUAGCAAAUCAAUUAGGUCCUCAAGGUUUUUGUGCGGGUGCAAUUGACAAUAGUAGCUUACAAUCGGCUCCAUGGUGUAUUACUUAUCUAGUUGGCUAUGACUCACCGAAUUUAAUUCUUCCUGUAUUGGUACAAGGAUCAGCAAGUCCAAUAGGUACUGUCUUUUCAAACCAAUCGUUGUUUUCCAUACAAGCAACAAGUGCAGUUGGUCGUCCUUCUCGUAAUACAACAAAUGUUUGUUUUCACUAUGACUCUACAAAUGCAACAGUUUUCUGUUAUGAUGCUGGAUAUUCUCCAAAUGUUAUUUAUACUGGAUAUACUAUUGUAAUUGUUACAAAUUAUGUAUGGACACCUGGUCAAUCCUAUUAUGUAACAAUGGAUAAUGGAUUUGCUAGUGGAAGUGUCUUUUGUCAUGCUGAAUCGUUAGCCAUUACUGAUAAAACAUUUUGGCGAUUCGAUAUCUGGAAUCCAGCACUUUCAAGUACAACCACAACAACUACUACUCCACCAACAACUCACACAGUUACAAGCCUAGGAACAACUACUACUUCAAUUAAUACUGCAUGUACAACAAGUGGAAUAGUAGUAACUAGUACGAAUGCUUCAACGACUACAACAACUGCCAGUACCACACCUCCAACUACAGCUGCUCCAACAACAGCAGGUCCAACUACUACAGGCGUAACGACUGAAUCAACUAUUCCUGUUUUUUAUCCAGUAGAUUUCGAAAAUGCAUGUAAACAACCAGUUGCAAUUAUGUCAGCUGUUAUGAUGGUUGCUUUCAUGCCUAUACAGGCUCUGGCAAUGUAUGCUGCUUUCACAAAAUUCUCGAAUACGUUCAAACCAUCAAACACCGCUGCAAAAACAAGACAUCAACAACGAAUGAAAAAUAUUCUUCGACGUUAA